CGAUAGAGGUCGAAGAGGGCACCUCCUCCUCCUCCUGGCCUCGCGCACGCUUUCUCGACGCACGAGCUCUUCCACGAGCCUCCUUCCUGCGGAUCUCCUUCCUCUUUUUUUUCUUCCUUUUUUCCUCCACUUUCUCUCUCUUUCUCACUCUUUCUUUCUCUCUUUUUCUCUUUUUUUUUCCUUCUCUCACGCUGCUUUAGUGACGACGGUUUCGGCAAUAGGAUAAUUUCGUCCGCCGGAGCCGACGGAUUUCCAUCCGCGAAGUAUCGUUCCGCGAAGUCGCCGGUAACGCAUCGUGAUAACACCGGAAGAUAGUAGGAGGGAAAAAUGCGUCGUCAGCUCUCGCUCGUCCUCGGGAUCGUCCUGCUGGGCUGCCUUCAAGAUUACGCGUCCGGCGCGUGUCCCAGGAUAUGUCCGCCGAGCGGCGAACCCGUCUGCGGCAGCGACGGUGUCAUAUACGCGUCGCAGUGUGAAAUGCGGAAGAAGAUGUGCGGAAAGGGCGUUACCGUGGCCACGGAGAAGACGGCCUGCCUGAGGUCAUCCGGUAGCAAGUGCGAGCACCGCUGCCCGGGCGAUCAGGAUCCGGUAUGCGGCACCGACGGCCGUACCUAUCUCAACAAGUGCAUGCUCCGGGUGGAGAUCUGCCGGGUCGGCAUCGAGCUGUCUCACCUCGGGCCGUGCAACAAUAUUUCGGCCCACCGGGAGAACUGCCCGGUCUCGUGCGACUACGCGCCGCUCGACGGACCGGUCUGCGGAAGCGAUGGCAACGUUUACAAGUCCACGUGUCAGAUGAAGCUGCUCACUUGCGGGCAAGGCGUCGUGCGUACGAAUAAGAAGCACUGCCAGACCACAAGACACUGCCGUGAAACGUGCUGGCGCGGUGCCAGGCCUGCCUGCGGUAGCGACGGCAUUUUGUACUCCAACACAUGCAAAAUGCGAGCGAAGAACUGCGGCAAACACGUCUUCGAAGUGCCGAUGUCGUUCUGCGUGUCUCGCGAACGAACAUCCGGAAGCAACGCGUGUCCCUUAGAAUGCAAGAACGAGCCGGAAGUGUCGGUGUGCGGAUCGGACAGCAAUAUUUACAGGAACGAAUGCGAGAUGGAAAUGCUAAACUGCGGGCAUGCAAGGAGAAAGAUAACGGUAAUCGACUUCGAGAAGUGCCGAUCCCGGCUAACGAAAUGCAUGAAGCAACAGCAGAAGUGCGGAAGCGAGGUGGAUCCGGUUUGCGGUAGCGACGCGAAUACCUAUCCGAAUCAGUGUCACAUGAACGUGGCGGCUUGCUUAAAAGGCAUCCAAUUGGCACAUGUUGGCGAGUGCACGACCUUGAAAGAGACCGAACAGUGCCCCGAAGACUGCGCCGAAGUACCCGAGGAACCAGUUUGUGGAAGCGACGGCAACGUUUAUCGGUCCCUUUGCCAUCUGCGGCGUGAGACCUGCGGGCAGAGAGUGGUUCAAGUGCCGGCACAACACUGUCGCACCACCGCGCUCUGCAACCAGAUCUGCAGCGGGGAGCGUCAGUUUGUUUGCGGUUCCGACAACAAGCUCUAUCGCAAUGAGUGCGAGAUGAAGAGGGACAAUUGCGGGAAACACGUGUACGUCGUGCCUAUGAAGCGAUGCGUCCAGGGUUUCCUGUUCCGCGGCUGCCAGAAGAUCUGCCCGCCUUAUUACGAUCCCGUGUGCGGCACCGACGGCAUGACGUACAGCAACGAGUGCUUCCUGGAGAUCGAGAACUGCCGCAGCAGGAGUCUCGUCACGAAGAAGUACCACGGCGUGUGCGGUCAGCCGACGGAGGAGCCGAAGAAUUAUCUCUACUGAGCACGAUCCGAGCUCGCGACACGGUGUGAUACGAGAGAGGGAGACGGGAAGGGGAGAGAGCGAAAUCGAUCGACGAGAUAAUUCGGCUCGUAUCGCCCGGAAUCGGGGAAGCGACAAUCAUUCAGCAUUCAUCCGACACGAAUCUCCAAGUGUUUUCAACCGCUCCGAACGGAAUCGGCCGCCAAUUCGAUGAUUUCCGAUCGAUCGAGUGCUCGCGCUGUCCGUACACGUCUCAUUCGUCGCUCUCAAAACGCCAUCCCAGACAAGCGUAAUGCGAUAGAGAAUAUAAUUUUCACGCGAAUUCGAUUCUGAUUCCGACCCGAAACGCGCUGACAUUCCGCAGGGAAAAAAAACGCGAUCGUGGGAAAACGAGCCUCUUGCCAGUCGCAAACCGCAUUGUUAUUGUAUUGUUACUGCUACUUCUACGAUAAAUAUACUACCGAUUACCGAUCCUUUCCCGGAUAAUCGCGCGACCGUAAAAUGAUCCGCGCAAAAUUACGGCAGAAUCAAUAUUGCAAGUCAAAGCUGAUCGAGAAUUAAUCAUGCGAAAUAUUUCACAGAAAAUUCAUCAAUCCUUUUGUUUUUCGGGAAAGGGUCGCCAAUCGCGUAUCGAUAUAGUCCUUCCGAUAUCUUUGCACAUACUUGACGGUAUAGUCUCAUUAUUAUUUAUUAUAGCAUUAAUCAUAUACGAUGCGAUUUCAUGUUUUUUUUUUUUCCUCCACAGCUGCGCCCGUCGUUCUUAUUACGGCUAUUAAUGUAUCAACGCGAUGUUUGCCAGAGCGUAUUCUUAUUCUAGGGGAAUGUUGUGCUACUAUUAUCUCCUUCCGAUAAGCGAUGUGAUGUGUGUUCAUUUAUUUUAUUACUAUUAUUAUAUUAUCAUUGCAAUCUUAAUUUAUUAUCGAAGUAUGCGAGAUUCCUUUUUUUCUGUAUCGACACUAACACUGUAUACGCUUCCAAACGUCAAUAAUAAAUCAUAUAUGUAUAUUUUAAGAUAUAAAAGAAAUCUGCGUGAAUUAUACGCAUAACAAUAUCGAGAAAAA
This is a messenger RNA of Linepithema humile (Argentine ant), 2855 nucleotides long. Its product is annotated as serine protease inhibitor dipetalogastin. The record is from RefSeq and is a predicted model, not a curated record. Gene Ontology annotation, biological process: multicellular organism development; cell differentiation. Gene Ontology annotation, molecular function: protein binding. NCBI's taxonomy places the organism in Eukaryota, Metazoa, Arthropoda, Insecta, Hymenoptera, Formicidae.